AUUAUUGUACAGUAUGUCUUAGAGAAGUGAAAUGAAAGAAACAAUGUAGAAAGCAAUACAAUACAAAUAUUAACCCAACGUAUUCAUGAUUUAUUAAAGAGAGAAGUUAUAUUGACUAUGUAAUUAGAGUAAUAAGAUGGAAGAACGGGAGAAUGGUAGAAGUAUAAAAGAGUUUCCAGAUAAUAUAUUAUUAAAUAUAUUCUCUAACUUGUCUAUAAAAGAUCUGACACAUGUAGCUGUGAUAUGUAAAACAUGGCAUCGUGUAUCAUUAGAUGAUUUUUUAUGGAGAGAUAUUUUUCAGCGAGAUUGGAAGAUUAAGAAAUCAAUAACCAUUGCACCAGGAAAGUGUUACUGGAAGAAUGAAUAUAAAAGAUUAAUUUAUCAUACACCUGCUAGAGAAAGUCAGAAUAUACAGCAUCAUAAAGAUCAAGUUUUACACGUUAGUUUCUCUCAUAAUGGUCUACUGUUUGCUACAUGCUCUAAAGAUGGCACAUUUAAGGUUUGGACAUCUGAACACCCGUGUAAAUUACAGUUUCAAUAUGAUAUGAAGGAGUUUCAUUGGAAGUAUACUCAAUUCUCUCAGUUUAAUAUGUCUGAUAGUUUAUUAUUGGUGUCGGGUGUUCAUUUUGGAGAAAGUAGUACGUCAGGAGAAAUAGCUGUAUUUAGUAUACAUGAUAAUUUUGAACUACAGUGUAGAAUGAUUAACAAGCCAUAUGAUGUAUUUGGUACAUGGUAUAAUGAUACUCAUUUAUUAUCUGGUAGUCUUUAUUGGACAGGUGAUCUCAAUUCCUGCUCCGCCCUCUGGCUAAAUAUGGUACUGGCAUCUCAAGCGAUAGAGACAGAAGAUGAGUCUGUGGUGAUGCGACUGUUUAAAUUUCAUAAUCAGAAUGCCAGCUCUAUUCGAACUAUAAUGAUAGCCAACUGCUAUAGUGAACAGCAGAGAUUCUUCUUAAAACAGCGUAAAAUAAUGUUUCAACACGUCAAUGAGUGUUCUAUGUGCAAAACUAAAUAUUAUUUAAGUACUGCUCCAAGCUGUAUGAACGAUAGUAUGGAUAGCGAAGAUUUUAAUCGUCUUAAUGAAAAUACCAACCAGAGAGAUUUGUGUCGAGAGGAUAGUAAACUUUUGGCAGAACCCCAUGAUGCCGAUAAUGAGCCAUUGAUAGAUGUCAUCAAAACCAUGUUGAACGGAACCAUAGAAUAUAAAACUGAAUAUCGUCAAGCCGUAGAAAGGAUGAGCGAAAUAGACGGACAAAAGAUAAAACCAGACACAUUUAAUGAAAUUAGAAAAACUAUUAACAAAGAAAAUGAUUUGGACAUUGAAAUUGACGAAUGUUCAUGUAGUAGUGAAAAUAUUAUAACCGAAAAUCAAUCGACUCCCGAUUCAAUCUAUUGUGAUAAAUUUAAUAUGAGUGACGCACGAUUAUUUGAUUCUGAUCAUUACCUGUGUGACAAGUUAUUGAUAUUUACGCUAGGAUCUGAAGCUUACACACCUCAUCAAAUAGGUAUUAAGAGAAUACCAGCAUUAGGUACGGCUAAAAAGAUGAAAGACAGUCGCGGUAAUCGUAUAUUACCUAGCGUAUCGGAUAAUAAUCAGGGAUUAGAUCGCACCUAUGAUAAAGUAGAUCAUACAUUUGAAAUGGGUGGCCAUAUUAUUGGUAUGUGUUUAUCUCCAGAUCAGAGAUUUCUAUAUGUUAACUGUCGUCCGUGGCCGAGAAAUUAUAGAAUAGAAAAGCCUUUAGAACCACCACCAUUAGCCCAAGAGAUAGAUAUACAUGUUAUAGAUCUAGAGAGAAUGAUAGAAGUUGGUACCAUGUUAAAAUCACAUAAAGCAUACACAGCUAAUGAUGAAUGUUUCUUCAUCUUUUUGGAUGUUAGUGAUGAAUAUGUUUCAAGUGGAGCUGAAGACAAACAUGGUUAUAUCUGGGACAGACAUUAUGGAAUAUGUUUAAAUAAAUUUCAACACCAGGAUGUGGUUAAUUCUGUAGCCUUUAAUCCAAUUGAUCCAGAAAUGUUAGUUAGUGUCAGUGACGAUAAUUUUAUUAAAGUGUGGCGUUCGCGAAACUGGUUUCAUCAGCAGAAGAACGUGCAGAGUGCGGCUUCAAAUUCCUUAAGUACACUGAAUACUUUUAAAGAUGUAUCACGAAAAUGGGAGACUAUGGAUAAUGAUACUCUAGAAAUGAGUGAUUAAAAAUCUGUUAUUACUAUGGCCUACAAAAAAUUAUUCUAGUUCUCAGACAGUUCUUAAAAUAAACAAUUUUUAUUUUGUCAUAGAAUCACUACUCAAUCUGACUAAAACACAGAUCCUAAUUCGUUUCGUUUUUUUUUUAGUUCAAAAUUUCGUUUUACUUGUCGUUACUACACUAGGAUCUUGAAGAGUUGUUAUCAUUGACAUGUUCUGGAUGAUGUAAGGGAUCAGCCAAUGAAAUGGUCUGUUACGGCGAGCUUUUGGUGUGAUGUGCACGGAACUGUGGGUAAUCCUCUAGAAACAUCAAUGCUGAUUGGUUAAUCGAAUGUCUGACAUCAUAGGUUAAAAAUCGCUCGUAUGACCUCUGACGCGACCUCCCAAAACAACUGGUCAGAUUUGUAUUUUAGUCAGAUUGAUCACUACUUGACUAUAUAUACAAAUCAAAUUCUUGUUUAUAGGAAUGUUUGGUUAUCCAAUAUCAUUUAUCAAUCUGAUCAAAAUACAGAUCUAUAUUUCGUUUCGUUUUUUAUACUUUCGAUGGCCUCUACUACAUGAAGAUCUGGCCAGUUAUAGUGGGGGUUCACUUCAGGGGUCAAAAGACCGACUUUUGACCUAUGACGUCAGACAUUUGAUUAACCAAUCAGCAUUGAUAUUACUAGUGGAUUACCCACAGUUCCGGCCAAAAAAGGUCAAACACUCGAUUCGACAGACCAUUUGAUUGGCCGACCCCUCAUUUCAAGCAAAACACAAGUUAAAUAACAAGUCUUCCAGAUCCAAGUGUAGUAAAGACAACUAAAACGAAACUUUGAACUAUAAAAACGAAAUGAAAUAAAAACAUGUCAUGCGCCCUUUUAAAGUGGGAGAAAGGUAGAUCAGAGACUGUCCUGCACAUAUGAUGUCGUAUGUUCAUGGUGCAUUAGGGUAGAGUAAGGGUUAGGUUUGGUCCAGGGUUAGGGUUAGUGCUAGCCCAGUUUACAUCCCAAGAUUUUAUUAAAAAUCUGUAGGUCCUAACCCUAACCCUCUAUCCACAUAUGACGUCAUAUGUGCUAUCUAGCGUUAUCUUUCAAAUGAGACAGGAUUUUGUCUGAGAAGAAGAAUAUUUUUUUAUAUAUGGUCUAUACACUGUAACCCAGGCUGACCUUAAAAAUAUCUUUGUUUCACCAAACCCAACCCACAAUCGAGGAGAAGGGUCGGUAGGUCGGGUUUAUUUUUCAGAUUUUUUUUUUUAAGAGCUAAUUUGACAGCUUGAUAAUUUUCCGGGUGCAAACAUUCGUCUUCUUUUAUUGGCAAACAAAUCAAUGACAUCGGGAUUUUUCUUGAUCUUUGAUGCACGACUCGCACACAAAUUGCGACACACUCACGUUUGAAACUCCCUCAACACGUUUUUAACGAUCGUGCGGGUUGUGCCUUUAUUUUUCUCGAAAACGGAUAUUGAAAAUAUCGUCGUCAUGUUUAAAACGACGCCCCACAGACAUAGAGGCAGAAUCAUUUCGUGAGAAUGGACGUGCUUUCAGCUGCAACCAUUUUGUUGAGAAGCGACACCUAUGACGCUUUUGUCUUGAUCAACCAGUUUCAAUAAUGAAUCAAACCCAAUUACCCCUAAGUAGCCAUAGUAAAGGGAAAUAACUCUUGUGAUAUAUUUCAGGUUGACACACAAAAUAAAAUAAAAAGAUUGCGGAAAAGUGCAAUAAAAUAAUUUAAGUCGGGGGUGGUUUUAGUUAGUCGGUCGCGUUAGGCGAAACAAAGAUAUUUUUAAGGUCAGCCCCAGGUAUCAUUUAAUCUUGUGUAUCUAGCAC
Messenger RNA from Patella vulgata (common limpet), 3981 nucleotides. Its product is annotated as F-box/WD repeat-containing protein 5. The transcript is spliced from 8 exons. Bases 137 to 2188 code for a protein of 683 amino acids. Gene Ontology annotation, biological process: protein ubiquitination. Gene Ontology annotation, molecular function: protein binding. Gene Ontology annotation, cellular component: Cul4-RING E3 ubiquitin ligase complex; SCF ubiquitin ligase complex. Lineage: Eukaryota; Metazoa; Mollusca; Gastropoda; Patellidae. The record is from RefSeq and is a predicted model, not a curated record.